Messenger RNA from Hippocampus comes (tiger tail seahorse), 618 nucleotides. Its product is annotated as synaptosomal-associated protein 25-B-like. Gene Ontology annotation, molecular function: SNAP receptor activity; syntaxin binding. Gene Ontology annotation, biological process: synaptic vesicle priming; exocytosis; synaptic vesicle fusion to presynaptic active zone membrane. Gene Ontology annotation, cellular component: plasma membrane; SNARE complex. Lineage: Eukaryota; Metazoa; Chordata; Actinopteri; Syngnathiformes; Syngnathidae. The coding region runs from base 174 to 449 and encodes 91 amino acids. The record is from RefSeq and is a predicted model, not a curated record. The transcript has 3 exons.
UUUAAAAAAAAAAAAAUUCUAAAAGUGAUCAAACUAAACGAAGAAAAAAGGAAUAGCAUCAGGAAGAAUCCAAAAGCACAAUAAAGCUGCUUGUGAGCUUUUUUUUUUUUGCCCCCCUCCCGUCAGAGCAGCUGGAGCGCAUUGAAGAAGGUUUGGAUCAAAUCAACUCGGACAUGAAGGAAGCCGAGAAGAACCUGACCGACUUGGGAAAAUGCUGCGGCCUCUGUGCUUGUGACAAGGUGACGCAGGACGCCCGCGAGGACGAGAUGAACGACAACCUGGCGCACGUGGGCAGCAUCGUGGGCAACCUGAGGUGCAUGGCGCUGGACAUGGGCAACGAGAUCGACUCGCAGAACGUCCAGAUGGAACGCGUUCGGGGCAAGGCCAUCCUGAACGUGACGCGCAUCGACACCGCCAACCAGAAAGCCAACAACCUCAUGAAAAGAUAGAAGACAUCAUCGCAUGAGAAGACACGCGACGGCGUUUCGCCGGCCGCUUUGUUCCGAGCGCCGCGCGCCGAUCCCGCAAUGCCGUCCUUCCCCAAAAGUGCCCAAUAAAGCCCAAAAUUCACCAGGACUUGAUGCGCAUUCUGUGUGGGUGGUGAUGGCGGUGGCGCCG